UCCAAUGAAGGCGCCUCUGCUCUCCUCCCGGCGCAUAAAGCGGACUCACUCACACACACUCAACAUGGGCGAGCGGGGACGGUGCAGCAGCUGAACACCAUCUCACACAACUUCAUACACUCCAUCUCCAUCUCCAACUCGUGAGCGCGCGCGCACGUGUGUGUAUAUGUAUGUAUCUAUGUGCGUGUGUCUGUUUGGACACGUCCGGAGCUGCUGAGGAGAGUCGCCGUCUUUUUCCUUAAACACACAACACGCACUGAGUCCAAUGCUGGAGGCGCAAAGUAAAGUGUCCGCAGGGUCAGUGAUGGAGUUCACCACCGAAGAGGAUUUAGAGGAGUUGUGUCCUGUGUGCGGGGACAAAGUGUCCGGUUACCACUACGGCCUGCUCACGUGCGAGAGCUGCAAGGGCUUUUUUAAGCGCACGGUGCAGAAUAAUAAGAGCUACACGUGUAACCAGAACCAGGACUGCGGCAUCGAUAAGACGCAGCGCAAGAGGUGUCCAUUCUGUCGCUUCCAGAAGUGCCUCAGUGUCGGCAUGAGGUUAGAAGCGGUUCGCGCUGACCGUAUGCGAGGAGGGAGGAACAAGUUUGGCCCCAUGUACAAACGAGACCGCGCUCUGAAGCAGCAGAAGAGAGCUCUGAUCCGAGCAAGCUCUUUCAAAUUGGAGCCCAACCCACCGCUAGUUCACUCCAACCAGGCAGAGUACUCAUUUCCAAGCUCGGUGCCUGGCCUGCUGCCCCCCCUUGGCCCUCCAGACUACGAAUGCCCACCCGUGUGUCCCCCCUCUUUAGGGGUGGCCCUUCAUAGCUAUGGCUCCUUCCCCGCCCAGUAUCAGUACACCACUCCGUCUGUCCCUGGGAGGUCCAUAAAGGCAGAGCAUCCGGACCCAUAUUCCGGUUCUCCGGACUCGUCUCUCGGGUAUUCGUAUGCAGAAGGUUGCAUUGCCGCCUCACCACAGACCAGCCCUCUAAACCCAGCUGUGCCCUCACUUGUUCUGGAGCUGCUUAGCUGCGAGCCUGAUGAGGAGCAGGUGAGAGCAAAGAUCUGCGCCUACCUGCAGCAGGAGCAGAGUGGGCGUGGCAAGCUGGACAAACCCCGCCCCUCCAGCUUACUCUGUGUGAUGGCAGACCAGACGCUGUUCUCCAUUGUAGAAUGGGCGAGAAGCUGCAUCUUCUUCAAGGAGCUCAAGGUCGGAGAUCAGAUGCAACUGCUGCAUAACUGCUGGAGUGAGCUCCUGCUUCUGGAUCACGUCUUUAGACAGGUGCAUCAUGGGAGAGACAAUACACUUCUACUCAUAACUGGACAAGAGGUGGAGCUUGCGGGCGUCGUGUCUGACUCGGGUCUCACUCUCUCGAGUCUCGUGCAAAGGGGACAGGAACUGGCACGGCGGCUGCAGCUGCUUCAGGUCGACCAUCGUGAAAUGGCCUGCCUCAAGUUCCUCAUCCUCUUCAACCCCAACGUAAAGCUCCUGGAGAACCAGGCCCUGGUGGAGAGCGUGCAAGAGCAGGUGAACAGUGCGCUGCUGGAAUACACACUCACCUCGUAUCCUCAGCACGUGGACAGGUUCAGUCAGUUAGUGCUCAGGCUGCCAGAGGUUCGCACCCUGAGCGCCCAGGCUGAGGAGUACCUGAGCACCAAGCACCUGAGUGGAGACGUGCCCUGCAACAACCUGCUCAUUGAAAUGCUGCACGCCAAAAGAGCCACCACCAUCUGAACCAGAGGUGUGUGUGUCUGUGUGUGUGUGUGUGUGUGUGUGUGUGUGUGUGUGUGUGUGUGUGUGUGUGUGCAUUGGAUCACCACUGAGCUUCGAAAACUAAAGGACACUGAGAGCUUUUCUAUUUCUUAAGUGCUAUUAACUCCGUAUCUGAUGUCGUUCGUGCAUCGUGUGUGGCUACUAGAUAUGUGCCAUCUUUAGUUGCCAUGGAAACCAAUUGAGCUUCAUGAUAUUGUUACAAUAUGUAAACAUCGUCUCACGUGGCGGCGAUUCUUUCUGUCGUGGUGAACAGAAAUCUGGAAUUGAGGACACACGCCUUCGUUCUUUACCCUGGCUGAAAAUACUGUUACGCCUGUUUCCAUGGUAACAAUAUAACGUAUAUCGCGAUAGACCAUAUUACUAAUUAUCGGCACGUGUCUAGUAGCAAGAUAUCAAUUCCACUUUGGACAGUAAAAUCACUGAACAUUAUAUAGCCACUGUGAGUUCCUAUUUUUUGGUAGUAUUAUGGAAUAUUCUAUGUUUUUUGUUUUCUUUUACAUCAAUGCUUCAUUCUGGAAUUUUUUUUUUUUAAAUUUCCAUCGCUUUCCCUUUAACAGUCAUAAUGUUAUAAAGGAGGUUAUAAAGGUUGUGGAAACACAACCGAAUUUUGCUUGAAUCUUUGAAUUCUUUACGAUUCCUUACAGUAUUUUAACGUCGCUAACAAGCGUUUUUUCCCCAUUACGUGUUUUUGAGAGCAGACGCCACUGUGCAGUGAAUUGAGAUGUGAAGAAUAUUUUCAGCACUUUGACACAAAGUGAACAGUUUUCUAAAUUCCUGAAUUAAUUUCUCAUUCAAGCUCGGCCCGCCGGAGAAAACUUGCCUUUGUGCGGCUCAUUUUGCAAAAUGUUGCAGAUUCUUAUUUCAAAACCAACGCGUGUACACGACAGCAAUUUGCUAACAAAUACUAGGCAUUCUUUUUCAGGGUUUUGACUUUUCAGAGUUUUAAUAUCGCAAGGUUUCUCAGAUUUAAUUUGUAAUUGCGUGUUUGUGUGUAAAGAUGAAUUCGUUUUGUUUCUUGUUUUUCACAUUCAAAUUUUCCUUUUCAGACACACGAUCGUGCACAGCAUCUGUCUGUGUAAAAAAGAGUCAAAAUAAAAAUCAAGUCAAAAAUCGAAGUUAAAAUUCAGAGAAAAUAAAAUGGAAUUAGAGAGAACAGAGGAAAAAUAAAGAGUUAAAGUAUAUACUUUAAAAUAAUACGUACGGCAUAUAAAUACAAUAUAAUGACUGAUGAUAUGAAUAUAAAUAUGGUGGUAAAAAUACAGUAUGAAAUCCAUGUUGUCUUUGAUUGGACAUGUAAAUUUUUAAUUUAAUUUAAUUAAAUUUUAUUUUAUUAUUUUUGCUUAAAUGUCUUUUUUGAAAAUGACACAGCUCAGCCCACAUGGAUUUUGUAGCUUGCCCGUGAUAUACUAUGAGCAUGUGCUAUAGAGUUUAUAAUGCUUAUUACUUCUUUAAAUACUGACGUAACCUUGUGUUCAAAUUUAUGAUAAAUUCACCAAAAAGGUUAAAAUGCCCUCGGAUUGAUAAAGGCUUAUAAACUUUUACAUAUCUAAACCUUUCUUGUCAUUGUAUGAGUGCUUCUGUAUUCUGUUCUUUUGUAUUUUUAUUUAUUAUUUUCCUACGUUCCUACAAUUUCGAUGCGAUGCGCAAUGUACAUGACCUUUACCUGUUGCUUGAAUAACAACUUCUGCCCAGAAUGACAAGGCUUGCUAUUGAUAUUAUUAUUGAAUUUUGUUUGAGUUUGACUUUUAAAACAUUUUAUUUACAUGUACACUGAAUUCACUAGAAUAUUGCUGUACCAUAAGUAAUGGUAGACAGUUGAAAAGCCACUCGUCUGUUUCAUGCGAAUGCUGUGAGCGAGCUUCAGCUUUAAAUAUGUCCUUGUUGGACAGUCGCAAGUUUGCAUUUUUUUGACGUAUUUAAUAUUUUAUUUAUUGAGUAGAAGCUUUUAUCCACUGAAUAACACAGCACAUCUGUUUUUGGUUCAUGUGGCAAAUCUGACAACCUGAAUAUUUGCCUUGUUUAAUCCUCGGUAGCAUGAAAAAUUAUAGCAAUUUUGCAGUGAAUAGAUUUAUUCCUUUUGUGUAUGAGAAGUGCAAAUACAAAGUGUCAAAACCUAAACAUUUUUAAGAGCGGUAUAAAUCUUAUGCGUUUAUAUUUAAUGUGUUAUUACAUCAAAAAAUUAAUUGGCCACUCAGGUUCCAGUAUGCAAAUGCACUCCAGAGAAUACUAGUUCAAUAUUGAAGGGCGUUUGGCUAUUCAUAAAUUUGGGAUAUUUUGUUGUAUGUAAAAGUGUAUAUAAAAACACUUUUUGUUACAUAAAUAUUUUUCUUUAACUGCCAUGUGGAAAAAUCAAUUUCAAACCAAAAAAGGGCCAAUCAGGGUCCAGUAAGCAACACUACUGUAAGGAGGGGGGGCAUUUCUCUUUUUAUAAAUUCAGGAUUUUUUGUUUUAGGUAAAUUUGUAUAUGCUUUUUCUCACCUAAAUAUUUUUCUUAAACCGCCAUGUAAAAACGUCAAGUAGUUGUUUACUACUAAGAAAAGAUGUUUAAUUUUCUGCAAAACAAAUUUAAAUAUUAGUUCAAAUGUUCAAAACAAAAUUCAAUCUGUUUUCUUUAGCGCUGGUAGAGUGAAGCUAAAUAUGCAGGGGGAAAAAAUGAGAAGAUCUCACUGGAUAGAAUUAUUACAUCAUAAUUUAGAAGGACCAAUCAGCUUCCAGUAUGCAAAUGCACUCAAAGGAACAGUGUAACAUAGAAUAUAAUGUUUAGAAACAAAAUGAUUUUCAGUGACAGAUACAAGCUCACGUAUCAAAAAGAGGCAAACUUGCGAUGAUAAUGUUAAUAAAACAGAAGGAUGUUGAGUUUAAGCGAGCUCAUGACUGACCAGGACACACGGAGGCGGAUGUGAAUCGAUGCGCUGACGAUGUUACUCAUUUGUGGAUAUGUAAUUUCGGAUCCUUUCUCAACUGCAGUCCAUUAUUUCAUCAACCACCUGCGCAUCCUUUUCAACCCUUCACUCUUUUUAAAACACUGACAAAUACCGUGUUUGAGUGCGUGCGUUUAAAGCCGCAGUCAGGAUAGUAGGAGAAUCUCUGUGCCAUAUGUUUUCCACAUUUCACACAAACCCGCGUUCCAUUUCUAUUCAAUUUCAUGCAGCUCGAGGCUCGAGGAUCUUUGUGCACACGCUUCAUGACUGGGACUUUAAUUACAAAAAACAAAAAAAAACAAAAAAUGCAUUUUCACUCGAGCAUUUGUGUAUUUUUGUGUAGUAACGUGUCGAAAACCACACUUCUCUUUCUCUUUUUUUUUCUUUUAUUUUCUUUGUGUUUUUCCUGGAAGAAUGUAAUUGUAAAAAAAAAAAAAAAAAGACAGAAAAAAGGUGUUCUGUCCUUUCUAGUUACAAUCAGCAUCAGUAUUGUUUAGACGGUGGUUUAUUCAGAGACGCAUAGAGGUCAAGAUACGAAGCUAUGAAGCUGAAGACAGAAAUAGUAUUUAUUUAAAUAAUGUCAGAUACAGAGGUGAUAUAAUACGGAAAUACUUCAUUUACUUUAAAAGAAAAAAGAUCUUUUGUGCUUGUCCACAUGAUCUGACUGCAAAGUGCUUUAUUUCUUAUCAAAAUGUGAAAUAAAGAAAUGAAAUCAGAA
Molecule: messenger RNA, 5392 nt
Organism: Tachysurus vachellii
Lineage: Eukaryota; Metazoa; Chordata; Actinopteri; Siluriformes; Bagridae
Gene: nr5a1a
Product: nuclear receptor subfamily 5, group A, member 1a
Exons: 8
Coding region: 266-1714 (482 amino acids)
Biological process (GO): tissue development; regulation of transcription by RNA polymerase II; hormone-mediated signaling pathway
Cellular component (GO): RNA polymerase II transcription regulator complex
Molecular function (GO): zinc ion binding; nuclear receptor activity; RNA polymerase II cis-regulatory region sequence-specific DNA binding
Source: RefSeq, a predicted model, not a curated record